AUGGACGUUACAGAGGAGGAGCUAGAUCCUUUAUGGAAGGAUCUCGAUUGUGAGUCUAUUCUUAGUUUGCUGAGCUCUGCCCGCGAGACAGCAAAUCUAGUACAGGAGCUUCAAACGAUCGCACAUCAAGCUGGACAUCUAGUACCUUUAAUCAUUGCUCUUGAUCAAGAAAAUGGCGGCGUCAAUAGUCUCUUCGACGAAGAUUAUAUCUGUCAAUUUCCCAGUGCGAUGGGAAUGGCAGCCACAGGAUCUCCCGAGCUUGCAUACGAAGUUGCCAAUGCUACAGCCAAAGAGCUGUCAGCAGUUGGAGUUAAUAUGAUUAUGGGUCCAUGUCUUGAUGUCCUGACAAAUGCUCGUUAUCAACCUUUAGGUGUCAGAGCUACUGGGGAUGAUCCUCAAGAGGUUUCUCAAUAUGGUAUUGCUGCGAUGAAUGGGUAUAAAGAUGCCGGAAUUGCUACCUGUGGGAAACAUUUUCCAUCUUAUGGGAACUUGGAUUUCUUAGGGUCAUCUCUCGAUAUGCCUAUUAUUACAGAGACCCUUGAACAAUUAAGUCUUGGGGCUCUUGUUCCAUUCCGAAAUGCUAUUCGUGAAGGAAUGGAUUCUAUAAUGGUUGGUGGAUGUGCUAUAGCAAAUGCUGGGAUGAAUGUUAUGCACGCUUGUCUUAGUGACCAAGUUGUGGAUGAUCUCCUACGUAACGACCUUGGAUUCAAUGGUGUAGUUGUUUCCGAAUGUCUUGAAAUGGAAGCAUUAAGUCAUGAUAUCGGCGUCAGAGGUGGUACUGUCAUGGCAGUAGAAGCUGGCUGUGAUAUGGUUCUCCUCUGUCGUUCUUACUCUGUUCAAAGAGAAGCCAUUGCAGGAUUAAAACUCGGUCUCGAAAACGACAUGAUUUCUCGGGAACGUAUCAAUCUCUCUCUUAAACGAGUCCUUAAAGUCAAAUCACAAUGCACAUCUUGGACUAAAGCUUUAAAUCCUCCGGGAAUCAACCAUCUAGCAUCUUUACAUCCUCAUCAUCUCGCUCUAUCGACUAAAGCAUACGAUCACUCAAUAACCAUCAUGAGAGAUAAAGGUCAUCUACUCCCACUGUCGAAUAGUUAUUCCGAAGAUGAUGAUGACCUUCUCCUUCUCACACCUUUGGUAAAACCAUUACCUGCAUCAACCGCAACUUUCAAUAACGAAAAUUCAAAAUCUACCAAUACUGAAUCUGAAAAGUCGCACAGAUCAUCAAUCAUGAGCGGUGAAGGUGUAUUUCGAGAAUUAGGAAGAGCUUUAGCACGUCAGAGACACGGAAGAUUACUUCAUACAUCAUAUACAGCAAAUGGUGUUCGACCUGUUCAUGAGAAUUUGAUCAAUAGAGCAGGAACAAUUAUCAUCAUAACAGCUGAUGCAACACGGAAUUUAUAUCAAAACGGGUUUACAAAACAUGUCGCCAUGAUGUGUUCAAUGCUUAGUUCAGCUGGCAAGAAAAAGUCAUUAAUUGUGGUUUCUGUUAGUUCUCCGUAUGAUUUUGCUAUGGAUAAAAGUAUUGGAACAUAUGUUUGUACUUUUGAUUUUACCGAGACAGCUAUGAAAGCAUUGGUGAGAGCAUUAUUUGGUGAUUUUGUUCCUCAAGGAACAUUACCUGGUACACUUAGGAAAAGUAGGAAAGUACAAAAAUCGAGACAACAUUGGCUGGUGGAGAGUUAUAAUAGAGAUAGAGAUGCGAGGGGUCUUCAAGCACUCAUUACAUCUAUUGAGAAGACAACCCCGCCAAAUCAGCAACCUGCAUUAGCUGGUGCAACAGCAGAUUCAUUUGAAUUGCCACCAGCAUCAAACAACACCCCACUCGAAGAAUCUCACUAUGUCGUCCGUAACAGCAGUACUCAAGCACUCUUCGGAUUCUGCUCCACUACCUACUCCCCAAGUACUCAUACCGGUACUAUCUCUACCCUUUUCGUUGACCCUUCCAAACGUAACCUAUCAAUCGGACAUUCCCUCCAUCAACGUGCUCUCCGUCACCUCCUCCAAAAACCCAACAUUACCCACCUUCAACUCGGUUCUACCCUUCCAGCCAUCUACCUCGGUAUCCCUAUGAGUGAUCUAACCGAAGGUGCACGUCUCAAACAUUGGUUCGCAACAAAUGGCUGGGACGUCCUAACCCCACGAUUUCUCUACACGUUAAUAAUCCGCAACCUCGCACUCUGGACACCCCCAGAAGGUUUACUAGCAACCAUCGAACGAGUAUCCCUCCAAUUCGAUCUAAUCCACGGCCCAUCAAACUCCGCAACCCAAGUCCUCGAUUUCGUGCAAACCCACUCAUCAAGUGUCGAAAUCCAUAGUCUCUACAAUCUCGCCAUCAUGGAUCCCAAAUCCUGCGGUAUCGUACGUGCGAAAUCACCAAUCGAUGGGUCGCUCGUCGGUACCGUUAUUAUAUCUCGUUCCGAUACACUGCUUUCGCGCUGGAUGCCUGUACUUUCUUCUUCUCCUUCUUCAUAUUCUCAUUCUAAUUCUGGCUCGAAUUCUAAUUCUCACAUAAACCCAAAUAAUGGAAAAGGUAAAGAAAAAGAAGAUAAUAGAGGAAAUGGAAAAGGAAAUGGAAAUGGAAAUGCAGUAGGAGGAAUACUAGCUCCGAUCAUCCCAUCGAAUAACGCGCAGAGAGAAAUGAUUUUACAGGGUUUGGUCAUGUUGAGUAUUCGACAGAAUAAAAAUAAGGGGGAUGGGAAGGGAGUUGUGUUGAAUUGGGUGGUGGGUGGUGAUAGGGAUGUUUUGUUAGGGAUGGGUUUUGAUGUGCUGGAAGCGUGGGAGGAGGUUGUUUGUUCGGUUGAGAGGUGGAGUGAGAUGAAUCUAGGUUGA
Sclerotinia sclerotiorum 1980 UF-70 is the source of this 2829-nucleotide messenger RNA. RefSeq lists its product as hypothetical. Bases 1 to 2829 code for a protein of 942 amino acids. NCBI's taxonomy places the organism in Eukaryota, Fungi, Ascomycota, Leotiomycetes, Helotiales, Sclerotiniaceae. Gene Ontology annotation, biological process: carbohydrate metabolic process; peptidoglycan turnover. The record is from RefSeq and is a predicted model, not a curated record. Gene Ontology annotation, molecular function: hydrolase activity, hydrolyzing O-glycosyl compounds. The transcript is spliced from 6 exons.